Molecule: messenger RNA, 601 nt
Organism: Phasianus colchicus (ring-necked pheasant)
Lineage: Eukaryota; Metazoa; Chordata; Aves; Galliformes; Phasianidae
Source: RefSeq, a predicted model, not a curated record
GCAAGGGGCUGUGGGAACUUUAGGCUCCCUAGAAAGGAGGGCAGCCCCCCCCUCUUCCCCAGCUGCGUUUUCCCUCCGGUUUGCUGCUGCCCCCCCCCUAAUUUUGUGCCCCCCCAGGCCGAGGUGUGGCUGUUGGCGCGGGCGCAGGAGGAGGGCUGGCGGCGCGCGGAGCGGCUGCGGGAGCGACGGGCAAAGGAGGGGCUGCUGGGGGCCCUGCAGAGCGGGCACUGCGCCGUGCUGGUCGAGGUGAACUGCGAGACCGACUUCGUGGCGCGCAACGCUGCCUUCCAGCGGUUGGUUUGUGACGCCGCCAUGGCUGCCAUGGGGCACUGCCACAGCACGGCCCCCCCCGCCUCCUGCACGAAGCGUUUCCUGAGCGCCGCGGAGCUCUCGCAGCUGCGGAUGGAACCCGGGGGGGCUCUGCUCAGUGAGCGCCUCGCGCUGACCAUCGGUGAGAAGGCUUGCUGUGUGUCCCCCCCCGUGUCCCCUCUGUGCCCCCCCUGUGUCCCCGCAGCACCGCGUCCCUCCCACCCCAAACUUCAGCAGUGUCAGCUCUGUCCCCUCUGGCACUGGGCUCUGGCAGUGUCCCCGCUGUGUCUCU